AUGGACUCUUUCAACAACCAGGGCGAGCAGGGCUUCAACUCGGGCUCCCAGAACCAAGUUCAGAGCACCGGCCAGGAGGACUACGUCGACAAGGGUCUCGACGCCUUCGAGAAGAAGGAGGGUCUCCCGGAGAACCGCGGUAUCAACGAGAAGAUCACGGAUACUGCUCGCAACAUGUUUGAGAAGGACACGGGCGUCGACGUCCCGGACAAGUUCUCGAACUAA
Molecule: messenger RNA, 225 nt
Organism: Peniophora sp. CBMAI 1063
Lineage: Eukaryota; Fungi; Basidiomycota; Agaricomycetes; Russulales; Peniophoraceae
Source: the annotation of a GenBank genome assembly